This is a messenger RNA of Rhizophagus irregularis DAOM 181602=DAOM 197198, 1419 nucleotides long. RefSeq lists its product as uncharacterized. Gene Ontology annotation, biological process: response to oxidative stress. The record is from RefSeq and is a predicted model, not a curated record. Gene Ontology annotation, molecular function: peroxidase activity; heme binding. NCBI's taxonomy places the organism in Eukaryota, Fungi, Glomeromycota, Glomeromycetes, Glomerales, Glomeraceae.
UGGCCACAAGGCAAGAUGCUGAAAAUCGUGUUAAAAAAUUAACAUUUCAAGUUCUUCAUCCAAAAGAUAAAUUACCAAGGUUCUUUCCUGGAGAUUAUAUUGAAAUUAUGAGUUAUGUUAAUAAACAUGUGGUAAUUAGACCAUAUACCCCAUUACAAGGACCUACUGAUAAGACAUUUACGGUCUUAGUUAAAGUUUACAAUGAUGGUGCCAUGUCUCAACAUUUGGAUAAACAAUUGAGGAAUUUUGAAAUAGCGGUUAGAGGGCCAUUUGAUAUAGCUGAAAGAAUGAGUAUACAAUCAUCAUUAUCGCCAACAAACGUGUUUCCAACUUCACCAACGAUUGGGCCAACUAGUCCAAAUUUAGUACGUAGAGGAACAACAACAUUAAUGAGACAAAAUAGUGUAAAUAAUGUUGUUAUUAACCCACAUCAUAGUUAUCACACAAGUAAUUUCGGUUUAGACAGCGUUUUCGGUGAUGAAAGUCGUUCCUUAUAUGGUACUAUUAGUAAUAGUGGUGCUGGACAAUCUAGAAUAUUAUUAAAUCCUGCUAGAGGAGAUCAAUGUUGGGAUACUUUGUUCAUGGUUUGUGGUGGUACAGGUUUAACUCCUAUGUUACAACUGAUUCAGUAUCAUUUUGAUAAUGCAGAUAAUUUCAAAUCAAAUUUCAAAUUACAUUUACUCUGCGCAAAUACACAAAUAGCAGACAUAAUUUCAAUGAAAUACUUAGAUUUCCUUGCAUCAACAUCGGAUGGUAAACUUACAGUAACUCAUAUUUUAACAAAACCUCCACCAAUAUGGAGAGGAUUAACCGGCCAUAUUGAUGAUGAUAUACUUUUUAACUGGAUUUCAAAAAAUUAUCAAGUACCACCUCCAGCAAUACCACCAAGAAUCAACGUACCUAUAACACAACCUACUAAUAAUUAUCAAGUACAAAAUCUAUCACAAAAUUCAUUGCAAGAUCCAUCAUUACAGCCUCAAAUGUUAUUAACAACAUCAUAUAGCCCACCACCAAUUGUAAAUAAUUACCCUACUGCACCAACACCUCCACCUAUAGAUGAUAAUUAUAAUUGGCAAAUGAGAAGAGAUACUUUGCCUUUUGCAUUUAGUUCUAAUGAAAUGAGCAUUUUAUCCGAAAGACAAGAAUUUAUGAGAAUGUUAAGUCAAGAUACUACUCAAGCUUGUAAAGUUAUUGUUUGUGGUCCUUAUGGUAUGAUGGAUGCAGUUAGAAGAUCUUUAGAGAGAAUUGGUUUUCCUGUUGAUACAAAAGUUUUAUUCAUUCAGUAAAAUUAGUAAUUAGAUCAGAUCAUUAAUAGAAAUAAUUUGUAUAUUAUAUUAUAUUAAUUUACUUUUUUUUUUACUUUUUUAUACAUAAAAAAAAAACAAUAGAUAGAUUUUAUUACAAGUAAAAAAAAAAAAU